Messenger RNA from Encephalitozoon hellem ATCC 50504, 273 nucleotides. RefSeq lists its product as uncharacterized. The coding region runs from base 1 to 273 and encodes 90 amino acids. The record is from RefSeq and is a predicted model, not a curated record. Lineage: Eukaryota; Fungi; Microsporidia; Unikaryonidae. The transcript has a single exon.
AUGAUGCGCCCCUUAAAUAGACAUGUGGAAGGUGAGACUGUCUAUUCGUUUGGAAAGGUCGAGAGCAGACUUGGAGACGGGAAAUACAAAGUAACGUUCCGAGAAAAAGAUAUCAUAAUCGCCACCAGAGGUUGGCUCGACACUGGCACCUGGAUUCGUAUGUAUGGGACAUUUAAGUCUGGAGUCCUAAGAACAACCUUUGUGGGAGAUCUGGGCAGUGUCGAUAUAAAUCUCCUUGAGAGGGCCAUUGAGUACACAAGAGAGCGCUUGUAG